Molecule: messenger RNA, 1717 nt
Organism: Cuscuta europaea
Lineage: Eukaryota; Viridiplantae; Streptophyta; Magnoliopsida; Solanales; Convolvulaceae
Source: the annotation of a GenBank genome assembly
UAAUUUUAAAACCCGGUACAUUUUAAGGCUUUUCCGGGCAUCCAAUUCCUCUUCUUUCUUUAGCUGCUGACCGACGGGUAUCCCGGGACACACCUCUGUGCGGUUGCGUGAGUUGUCUGCUAUAAGAUAGCAAGUUUUGGGGCACCUCUAGUUUUGAUUGGGUUUUUUGUUUUCGCCGAUCACGUCUCACGCCGGGUAGCUGGUCGGCCAUCAGAAGGUCAGCGCAACUGCUGCUGAGCACCUUUGAGCGACUCCUGAACAGCUCUACUCUUGGACUGUGCGCCAUUUCUGUCUUCUACGAUAAGGAAAUGGCACUAAGAGCACCCAUAGCAGGAAUAAGCACAUCUUCAACUCUGUUUGCUCCGUCAUGUAACUACAAUAGGGUAGUGGUCAAUGUGAAGGCUUCAUCUUUGGGAACUUGCUUUUUUGGUCGUAAAGUUGGAGCUCUAAAGCUUGCAGUUGAACAGCGUCCUCAUUUUAAUAGAUUCAGAACUGGUGCCCUUAGUACUCGCAGUAAUUUGUUCGAGAGAUUUGCCAGAGUAGUUAAGUCUUAUGCUAAUGCCAUCAUUAGCUCUUUCGAAGACCCAGAGAAGAUCCUGGAGCAAACAGUGCUAGAAAUGAACAACGAUUUGAUAAAAUUGCGUCAAACUACAGCACAGGUCUUGGCUUCACAGAAGCAGAUGGAAAACAGAUACAAAGCUGCACAACAAGCAUCUGAGGACUGGUAUCGUAGAGCGCAACUUGCUCUUGGAAAGGGAGACGAGGAUCUUGCACGUGAAGCUCUCAAGCGAAGAAAAUCUUAUGCUGAUAAUGCAAAUGCAUUGAAGGCUCAGCUUGAUCAGCAAAAGGGUGUGGUUGACAAUCUGGUCAACAAUACACGGCUUUUGGAGAGCAAGAUACAAGAAGCAAAGUCAAAAAAAGAUACACUAAAAGCACGCGCUCAAUCUGCUAAGACUGCAACCAAAGUAUCUGAGAUGCUUGGGAAUGUAAACACUAGCAGUGCCCUUUCAGCCUUUGAAAGAAUGGAGGAAAAAGUUAUGACCAUGGAAUCUCAAGCAGAUGCUCUUAACCAGUUAACAAGUGAUGAACUUGAAGGAAAGUUUGCGAUGUUGGAGAGCUCUUCAGUUGACAGUGAUCUUGAUGAACUAAAAAAAGAAUUGGGUGGAAAAUCAAAGAAAGGUGAGCUUCCGCCUGGCAGAACGCCCAUUGCCAGCACAAGGUCAUUGCAGUUUCAGGAUGCUGACAUUGAGAAAGAACUGAAUGAACUACGGAGGAGGGCUAAUGAUUUAUAGGUAUCAUGGACGAUCUUGAGUCAUUUUUUUCACUUUGGUACAAUUCCAAUAUAAAUGAAUUAAGUGCAACAAGGAAUUGCCAUUGCCAGCACAAGGUCAUUUCUGUUUACCAUCUGACGAUUCAAACUUCUGAAAGAGCAAAGGUUUUAUAUUACGGCUUUAUCAUCUUCUAUAUUUUGUAUAAGGCGGAAACGGGUGCAACAAAGAAUUGCCAUUGAAGAGGCAGGCCUGGUUAGAGGGAAAGUCGUAAUUAGAAGAGUGAUAGUGUGAUCAGUUUUGAUAUUAUUUUACCUGCUUGUAUGGAUAAUAAUAGCCCACACUUGGACGUCCAUAUGUGAGUUAUUCUACCAUUGUAUAUGAAAUUGAUCGCCUAGAAUCUAUUUACUAUCAGACGAUUCAAACUUCUCAAAGAGUGAAGGUUUGGC